Anguilla rostrata (American eel) is the source of this 2140-nucleotide messenger RNA. It is a transcript of the gene efemp2a, whose product is annotated as EGF containing fibulin extracellular matrix protein 2a. The record is from RefSeq and is a predicted model, not a curated record. The transcript is spliced from 11 exons. NCBI's taxonomy places the organism in Eukaryota, Metazoa, Chordata, Actinopteri, Anguilliformes, Anguillidae. The coding region runs from base 487 to 1800 and encodes 437 amino acids. Gene Ontology annotation, molecular function: calcium ion binding.
CUCGGUCUCGCACACAUUCAUAAUCCAGCCGCCGACCUCCACACUCACUCCCACAGGGCCAGAGACCAGGAGAGGGAGGACAGAAGAGGCAUCCGCAGAGCACACAGACACAGACACCCGGACACACAGGAGGGGAAAGCCCAAGCCGUCACGCGCCCGGACUCCGACUGCUCUUUUCUCUUCUUAAAUGGAAAGAGGACACGCGGAGAGAGAGGAGCGGAGCGAAUGAGAGAAGCGGAACCGGAGACGGACGGGAUAAGAGAGGAAGAAGAGGGUCUGGAAGAACGGAGGACUCCUGGCCUGUGAGUACGAAACAUCCACAAACUGCCCAGAACAAGACUGGAAUCCUGCAGUGUCAGUGACCCUGCCGCUCUCUGAUUGGCCCACGCGUGCUUCUGUUCGCCUGUCUGUCGGCUUCCCUCUGCCCCGGAGUGUCUGCUGAUCGUGUCCGUCACUCUGGCUCUGUCUGUGCCUCUGUCUGUGAGCAUGCGGGGGGUGUGUGUGCCGCUGCUAUGUGUGUGUGUGUCUCUGCUGCUCCGCUGCACUACUUCACAAGCCCCCGAAGAACGUGACAGUCAUAUGGAAUGCACAGAUGGAUAUCAAUGGGAUUUACAGACAGAGCACUGCAAAGACGUAAACGAGUGUGAAACUAUUCCGGAGGCCUGCAAGGGAGAGAUGAAGUGUUUCAACCACUACGGUGGCUACCUUUGCCUCCCACGCUCCGCCUCUAUUAUCCCUGACCCUCCCGGCCAACCAGGGAGCAGCUUUCCCGAUGACGUCACAGAGCCCUACCCCUGCCCUCUGGGGUAUGAGUCACAGGGGGGCAGAUGCGUGGACAUUGAUGAGUGCGAGCACGACCAGCACAACUGCCAGCCCAGUCAGCAGUGCUUCAACACCCAGGGGGGCUUCUCCUGCCAGUGCCCCGAAGGGUACCGUAAGGUUGGCACAGAGUGCAUCGACGUUGACGAGUGCAGGUACAGGUACUGUCAGCACCGCUGCGUCAAUGUCCCUGGGUCUUUCUCCUGUCAGUGUGAGCCUGGCUUCCAGCUGGCGGGGAACAAUCGCUCCUGCAUCGAUGUGAAUGAAUGUGAGAUGGGCGCCCCCUGUCAGCAGAGGUGCACAAACACCUAUGGCACCUUCCUGUGUCGCUGUGAGCAGGGCUAUGAGCUGGGAGCCGAUGGCUUCACCUGCAAAGAUAUCGACGAGUGCGGCUUCUCCAGCUUCCUGUGCCAGUUCCAGUGCGUGAACAAGCCGGGGAAGUUCUCCUGCGUGUGCCCGGAGGGAUACCAGCUGCAGAGGGCACGCCUGUGCCAAGAUGUGAACGAGUGUGAGACAGGCACACACACGUGCACGGAGGGACAAACCUGCGUGAACACCAACGGCGGACAUCGCUGCGUCGACAAUAACCGCUGCCAAGCUCCCUACACACAGGUGUCCAACAACCGGUGUGUCUGCCCGGUCACCAAAGCAGCCUGCCGGGACCUGCCCUUAUCCAUCGUCCACCGCUACAUGAGCAUGACGUCCAAUCGCACGGUGCUCUCCGACGUCUUCCAGAUCCAGACCACCAGCAUCUCCCCCGGGGCCCACAACGCCUUCCGCAUCCGCUCCGGCGACGACCGCGGCGCCUUCUACAUCCGCCAAAUCAACAACAUCAGUGCCAUGCUGGUCCUGGCGCAGUCUGUGACCGGGCCCAAGGAGUACAUCUUAGACCUGGAAAUGGUGUCCAUAAACCCCAUCCUGAACUACCAGAGCAGCUCUGUCCUACGCCUCUCCAUCUAUGUGGGACAGUACACAUUCUAGAGCAAACAAGAAAGCGAUCACAAGAAACAGAGGAGAGAAAUGGAUAGAGAGAGUGAGAGAGAGAGAGAGAGAAUGAGAGAGAGAGAGAGAGAGAGGAGGGAGAGAGGGACAGAGAGCCAAAUCAAAGUGUGGCUCUUAAAAAUAAUGUGUCAUAGACUGGAAGAGAGAAAAUGUGGGAGAUAGGAAGAGUGAGUAAUAAUCACACAUUCACAGGCCUCUAUUAGGAUAUUCUGUGUGUCCACUGGGGUAAAAAACUUCACUGACAGGGUCAUCGAACAAUGGCUAGUUUCAAGUGAACGUCAGAAAGUAAUGAACAGAAACUGUACAAAUUCACAUAAAA